Molecule: messenger RNA, 819 nt
Organism: Brassica oleracea var. oleracea
Lineage: Eukaryota; Viridiplantae; Streptophyta; Magnoliopsida; Brassicales; Brassicaceae
Exons: 4
Coding region: 1-819 (272 amino acids)
Source: RefSeq, a predicted model, not a curated record
AUGGCAGUGUCCACGUGGCCAGACAUCUCUCACCUCUCCAUCUUAAGGCCGGAGCUGAUCAACGUUCUGAGGAUACUGGUAGAUAAUGGAAGCUCCGACAACAUUAUCUUUCAGGCCGCAUACAAGGAUCUGAUGCUGGAGGAAAGCGCUCUAACUCGGAGGAUAACCCCACUCAUAGGAUUCAGCGGCAAAGUCAUGCAGACUGCCGGAGAGGUGACCCUCCCGCAUGAUCCUGGGACGGCCCUGGAUUCAUGGCAUGGGAGCCGUACCUUCGACUCUUCACCAGUUGGUGAAAUUCCCUACACCCUAGGGCAUAAGAGAAAUCAGAGGAGGCCAAGAGUAUUCCCGCUCUGGCUACCAGACUACUUUGAAGGGAAAGACCAAGGUCUUAUAGCAAUUACAGAGCAAACCUUCGGCUCAUCACACCGCGGAACCGGAGGUCAAAGAAAUGGACGGCGUGCCAUUGAUCGAAGGGGAUCAGACCCGACAUCUCAAGACAUGCCUGGGAUCGAUCCGGAGAUCAUCAUGCACAACCUGCAUGUGGAUCCCCUACAUCAACCCGUCAGACAAAAGAGGAGAAAUUUUGCCUCCGAAAGGGACGGAACCAUCAACGAUGAGGUUAAAAGCCUGCUCGGCGCAGGGUUCAUUCGCAAGGUACAGUAUCUGGAAUGGCUAGAUAAUGUGGUCGUAGUCAAAAAGAAGAACGAGAAGUGGAGAGUCUGCAUAGACUUCACAGACCCCAACAAGUCCUGCCCGAAGGACCCCUUUCAUUUGCCUCACAUCGACAAGCUGGCGACGCCACAACCGGGCAUCAGCUGA